This is a messenger RNA of Gymnodraco acuticeps, 5655 nucleotides long. It is a transcript of the gene mcf2lb, whose product is annotated as mcf.2 cell line derived transforming sequence-like b. Lineage: Eukaryota; Metazoa; Chordata; Actinopteri; Perciformes; Bathydraconidae. The record is from RefSeq and is a predicted model, not a curated record. Gene Ontology annotation, cellular component: extrinsic component of membrane; cytoplasm. Gene Ontology annotation, biological process: positive regulation of Rho protein signal transduction; intracellular signal transduction. Gene Ontology annotation, molecular function: guanyl-nucleotide exchange factor activity; protein binding. Bases 121 to 4089 code for a protein of 1322 amino acids. The transcript has 32 exons.
CCACACGGUUACUGAGUGACGUCCUGCAGCCGAGCGGGAGGAUAGAUCUGCAGUCUGGUGACAGGUGGAGUCAGAAUGAGAGGGAUGUAGUGACAGUGAUAUCUUUUUUUGCAAAGCUGCAUGGAAGUGUCGCAGAAGAGGAGUGAGCAAGACGUAGACUUGGACAUCAGGAUGGGGGGAGAGAAGAGAGAAGAUUCAGGCUUCUUGAUGGAAGAGGAUGUCGAGGAAGACUCUGGGAUUGGCUUUAAAGUGGAUGGGAGUUUUGCUGUAAGUGCAGGCUCAGCAGAACACUCUGAAAUAGAGGAGUUGGACUGGAGUGGAACUACAGGACACACAGAUGUUGUGUUAAAAAACGUUGAACAAAAAGAGGGAAGUAAAGGAGGAGAUGGAGGAAGUCAAACUUCAGAGGAAGGUGAGACGGAGGCUGAUUCAGGGUCAACGGAGAAUGAAGAGACUGAAGCAGAGAAAAGAGAUGAGAUUGAUGAUCAGAAUGAAUACAUGAAGGAAGAAGAGAUGGAGGGGUCGUUGGAUGUGUGUUUGUGGCCGGUAGAGGAGGGUGGGGGUCAUGUACGCAUCUCUCUGGAGGAGGUGGAAAGAUACUACAGAUUUUCUCGCUGCUGCCACUGGCUGUGUGAUGAGAUCAUGCAGCUGGACAGCAGUCCCCUCCGAGCAGCUGACAUCACCUCCGACCUCAAGAAGCAGUUUGCCAUCCUUUCAGGAGGAAGAGGGGAUACCGGCAGCCCCGUCAUUGUAUUCCCAGAAUUCCCUGCGUUUGGAGAGAUCACGGACGGAGAGUUUCACAACGUGCUGACCUACCUGACCAGCGUACCCAGUUUGUCUUCGACGGGAGUGGGUUUCAUUCUGGUUAUUGAUCGCCGGCAAGACCGAUGGGCAGCCGUGAAGGGGACCCUGCUUCGAAUCGCAGGCUCCUUCCCAGGGAACCUCCAGCUGGUUCUGGUUCUGAGGCCCACCGCCCUCCUGCAGCGAACACUCUCAGACAUCCUCUUCAAGUUCAACAAGGAUGAGUUCAAGAUGAAGGUGCCGGUGAUCAUGCUGAGCUCCAUCACUGAUCUGCACACCUACAUCGACCGCUCUCAGCUGACCCUGGAGCUCGGAGGAACGCAGCACUACUGCCAUGAGAAGUGGAUAUCUCACCGCACUGCUAUAGAAGGCUUUGCGUUGAUGGUAAAGAGAACAGCUCAGAUCCUGCAGUCGUUUGGGACCGAGCUGGCUGAAACUGAACUCCCCAAUGAAAUCCAGGCCACAACCGUCCUGCUGAGCACACAUACCAACAAGAAAGACAAAAUGAAGGGGGAUCUGCUGGUGGCUCUGGGUCAGGGUCGCAGGCUGCUGGAGAGCAUCAAUGAGCCGGUGGUGCGAGACCCCGACCACAACAUGAACCAGGACGAACUGGAGAACCUGGCUACAGUGCAACGACUGUUGUCCCAGCUGGACGAGACAGAAAGGGCUUUCGAUGAGUUCUGGGUGAGGCAUCAGACCAAACUGGAGCAGUGUCUCCAACUGCGCCACUUUGAGCUCAACUACAGAGAGGUCAGGGCUCUGCUGGAUCAGGUGUCUGAGAAACUCUCAACCUUCUCUGAGGUGGGGAUCAGCCCGGCCCACGCUGAACACAUCUUCUGUGAACUCACCACGUAUGAGGAGAGAGUCUGUGACGGGUUGAACAGAGCCUCGUCGUUGGCCCGUGAGGGAGAUGAGCUGAUCCAGAACUCACACUACGCCGAGGACUCCAUUCAGCCCAAAUGCAGCGAGCUCAGAGCGAUCAGUGAGAAUGUGAGCAGCAGCCUGAGGGACAGGAAGGAGCACCUCGUCAAAGCCAUGGAGCUGCACCGCAGUUUGGAGAGAGCGUCUAAAUGGGUCGAUAAUGGUAUUUACAUGCUGGCGUCUCAGCCUGUGGACAAGUGUCAAUCACACGAGGGGGCAGAGUUAGCCCUGAAGGAGCUGGAGCGUUACCUUGACGAUGCAGGCCAGAACCAACUGACGGAACUCGGUAACAUCUGGACCGAGUUCGAGGCGGUGCUGAACCCGCAGUUUAAAGACCAAGUGGAGAAGAUUUUCCAGAAGCAGACGUCCAUGCAGGAGAUGUUUGACAAGAGGAGGGUCAGCCUGAAGAAGCUCGCAGCCAAACAGACCCGGCCGGUGCAGCCGGUGGCCCCCAGACCCGAAGCCUUCAUCAAAUCCCCUCUCAGCUCCCCCGCACACAGAGCUCAGCAGGAGAACAAGUGUUCAGAGACAGACUCUGAGAACAUCUGUGAGAAAGAAAACGACCAACUGCAGAACGGAGACGGUAACACCAGACAUGCCUCUCUGUCGGAGGAGGAGGAGAACCUGGCGGUGCUCAGGAGGCACGUUAUGAACGAGCUGCUGGAAACUGAGAGAGCCUACGUGGAGGAGCUGCUCUGUGUCUUACAGGGAUAUGCCUCAGAGAUGGAUAAUGCAGCCAUGGCUCCCCUCAUCCCCGCUCCUUUGCAGAACAAGAAGGAUGUUCUGUUUGGCAACAUGCCAGAAAUCUACCACUUCCACAAGAGGACGUUUCUGAGGGAGUUGGAGCAGUACACCGACUGCCCAGAGUUGGUUGGAAGAUGUUUUCUAGAAAGGAUGACAGACCUGCAGAUCUAUGAGAAGUACUGCCACAAUAAGCCUCGCUCUGAGAGCCUGUGGAGGCAGUGCUCAGACUGUGCCUUCUUCCAGGAGUGUCAGAAGAAGCUGGAGCAUAAACUCGGCUUAGAUUCCUACCUGCUGAAGCCUGUUCAGAGGAUUACCAAAUAUCAGCUGCUCCUGAAGGAAAUGCUGAAGUACAGUAAGAGCUGUGAGGGGGCUGAUGACCUGCAGGCAGCGCUCACCUCCAUCCUCGGCAUCCUGAAGGCCGUCAAUGACUCCAUGCACCUCAUCGCCAUCACAGGAUAUGAGGGGAACAAGAGUGAGCUGGGGAAGCUGCUGAUGCAGGGAUCAUUCAGUGUGUGGACGGAGCACAAGAAAGGUCACGCCAAGGUCAAGGAUCUGGCCCGUUUCAAGCCCAUGCAGAGGCACCUCUUCCUCCACCAGAAGACGCUGCUCUUCUGCAAGAGGAGGGAGGAGAACGGGGAGGGCUACGAGAAGGCCCCCUCAUACAGCUUCAAACAGUCCCUCAAUAUGAGUGUGGUCGGCAUUACUGAGAAUGCAAAGGGAGACAACAAGAAGUUUGAAAUCUGGUGCAACUCCAGAGAAGAGGUGUAUAUUGUUCAGGCUCCGACGGCAGAAGUAAAAACCACCUGGGUGAAUGAGAUCAGGAAGGUGCUGACCACCCAGCUGGAAGCAUGCAGAGGUACACAAUCGGUUUUAUUACCAACGAGCCAGCAGAGGGCGCCAGAUCAGGUUGUACAGUCUCCUGCUCUCAGUGGAUCAGUGAAUCUCAGUCCAUUCAAAUCCGGUCAGAAGAGCUUAAAGAGAGGAGAGGAGAAGAAAGCUGAGCCCUGCAGCCUGGAGGCAAACUCUUCCUCCUCACCAAAGCCUACAGGAAAAGAAGAGGCUGUGACAAGCCCGACCUCAGACAGAGCUGCUGUGGCUAAAAAGCGCUUUACUUUACAGGGCUUCAGUAACCUCAAAGCUCAGAAAGCAGGUUGUCCUACGAGCCCCGAUCACAAGACGAAACGGCAGAGCGACCCGACGCCAUUCGGCUUCAAAGGCUGGAACAAAACCUCCCUGUCGCUGGACGCCUCAGAGGAGCGUGACGGAUAUUCCAGCGCUGAGGAGCCUCUGAACUCUGACCAUGAGGACGACACCGCCAAUAAGCUGACUGCCGGCAAAUAUACAGUGACUGCUGACUAUGAGCAGGGCGGCGCUGAAGAGCUCUCAUUGAAGAGCGGAGACAUGGUGGAGCUGGUCAAGGAGGGGGAAGACGGACAGUGGUUGGUGCGUAACCUGAGCAGCUCCACAGAGGGCUGGAUCGCUGCUGCUAGUCUCAUCACACUCAUUGGAAAAUCCAAGUCCUGCCAGUCUCUCACCAGCUCAGAAGGCAGUGGCUCUGGAAACCUCAGCACGUCGUCCAGCUGCAGUGAAACCUACACAAACUUCCCGGACAUCAAACCCUGAACUCCUGCACUUCCUCCUCACCAGACUGCCCUCGUGAAUGCUUGCAUCUGUGCUUUGUUGCCAACAUCAGAAGAAUUCUUGUAAUUUUAUUCCACAGAAAGCUGUAUUUUUUUUUUAAACAUCAUGCACACACCAAUUCUUAAGAUAAUGUUAUACAUGUGCACAUGUUAGGGACGUGAAUUGUGUGGUGAAGAAACUGAAUAUAUCAAAACAUCACAGACACAGUAAUGGCACAUUUCCACUGCAGUGGGGUAGCCCCGUUUAAGCGUCCCUAAGCGUCCUUGCUCAGGCCUCGCUGCCUCGCUAGCCGUCCGAGGCCGUGGCGCAUUUCCAUUACAGUUUAGGACCUGGGGUAGCAACGCAGUGUAGGCGAGGCGAUCGGCUUUUUGGCGGGCUUUUUGGGCGGAGCGACGCUGGGUAAAACUGCAGUGGCGUCAUCUUCAAUGUGACACAACUCACAAAACACACACAACAAUGGAGGAUGUGGAAGCGAUCGUUUACUUGUUUCUUGCUGUGUAUAAAAAUGCUGCAAGCUUGCUUCUAGAUAUAUAUGCGACGCUAGGGAUGAUCUCGCGCACGAUCUUGUGACGAUUCUCUCUGACCAAUCAGCAGUCGAGAGUGUUGACGUCACUAGUUCAGCUCUGGCCCGGCCUGAUAGAGCCACGAUUUUAUGGGGCCGGGAAAAGAGGGUACCCGCUAGCCGGUGCUACGCAAUAUGGAAAGGCCACCAAAAACUGGCCUGGCCGCUUGAGGACGAUUAAGGACGCUUAAACGGGGCUACCCGCUGCAGUGGAAAUGCGCCAUAAGUAUAGUCAAAGGAUCUUCCUCCAGUCAUACACUUCCUGUCUGUUUUUUUCAAAUGAAGAACCCUCUGUUCAUAAUGUAAUGAAGUAUGAAUGGGCCAGCAGGACUGAUCUCAGUUGAUGCAUCCAUGUGUGUUCCCAAGUGGGGGAAGAUGUGUGAUUAUAUGCAGAUGACAGUUGUCUUUGUAUAAUCUGCAGUAAUUGACCCAGGCAGGAGUUUAUAAAUCCACUGUUACUGUAAAUAAAACCGGAGAGAGAUAAAUGCAGCUGGUUUAGCUUGAAUGGAUGUUUUCUCAGUGUCUACUCACCCUCUCCUCUGCUUUGCCCUUUAAUAUAUGUUUAUUUAUUUUUACGAAACAACAAAGCCCACUUGUAUUUAGUCACUUUAUAAUUUUCCUGCUUCUCUUACUGUCUUUUUACUCUGUUGUCUGUCUCUCUGUUGUCAUUAGAAACCUGUUCUGCCACCAGCUGCCCAGACUUUGUGUUUUUGGGGUCUCUUACGGCCUCAUGGUCUAACUCUGUGAGUUUUCAUGUACGCUACAGUUUAAAAAAGCUUCUCCAUGUGGAUAAUCAGAGGUCACUGUAAAGCGCUAACUUAUUCCCCGUGGAGGGAUCACGUUCUGAAUGUAGAUAUUGUUCAUUACUUUCCGUCUGUCAUGAAAUGUUUGUUAUUUGAGAUGCUAUAUUAUACAUUAAGUAUGGUGCGUCACUACUUUGUGACUUGUCAUUUUUUUUUUACAUAAACGACUUAUGAUGAAUCAGU